GAGAGAGAGAGAUACAGAGAUACAGACUGUCCGUACUGAACUUUCCCUACAGUAGAACUUUGUGCGCGCUCACAGCCGGUGACACCGCGCGCACUUCACCAUGAAGUCUCCGCUUGUUUUCGCGCUGUUUCCGCUGCUCUUCAUCCUCAGUUCCGCUCAGCACAGAGGUCUGUUUCCUGCUGUGUUGAAUCUGGCCUCCAUGGCUAAGAUCAGUGCGAAUGCUACGUGUGGAGAGAACAGACCUGAGAUGUUCUGUAAGCUGGUGGAACACGUCCCAGGACAACCGGUCCGAAACCCACAGUGCCGAGUGUGUAACCUGAGGAGUGAGAAAAUCUACGAGCGACACCCGAUCGCGUUCGCCAUCGACGGCACCCAAAGCUGGUGGCAGAGUCCCAGCAUAAAGAACGGCAUGGACUAUCAUUAUGUCACAAUCACACUGGACUUACAGCAGGUGUUCCAGAUAGCAUACAUCAUCCUGAAGGCUGCAAACUCUCCACGGCCCGGGAACUGGGUCCUGGAACGAUCUCUGGAUGGAGAAAACUUCAUGCCGUGGCAGUAUUAUGCCAUCACAGAUACUGAAUGCAUCACACGCUUCAACAUCGUCCCCAGAACCGGACCACCAGCAUACAGACAUGAUGAUGAGGUCAUCUGUACCUCAUUUUACUCUAAAAUCCACCCGCUGGAGAACGGAGAGGUGAGGCAGUUUGAACACUUCGUGAGUGUUCAUUUGGCUGACAAAUCCAAGACUCUGGUCUUCAACACAGAUACAAGGGAUGUGAUACAAACACCAAAACAAACACACCAACAUUCUGCAUCAAACACAAACCUUCACAAACACCAAUGUUCUCCAUCCAACACUAAUAUUCACUAUCAAACAUCAUCAAACACCAUCAAACAUCAUCAAACACCAUCAAACACAACAUAUACCAUCAAACAUCAUCAAACACCAUCAAAC
Tachysurus fulvidraco (yellow catfish) is the source of this 955-nucleotide messenger RNA. Its product is annotated as laminin subunit alpha-2-like. Gene Ontology annotation, cellular component: basement membrane. The annotation marks the transcript as partial. Gene Ontology annotation, biological process: axon guidance. The record is from RefSeq and is a predicted model, not a curated record. Lineage: Eukaryota; Metazoa; Chordata; Actinopteri; Siluriformes; Bagridae. The transcript is spliced from 4 exons. Gene Ontology annotation, molecular function: extracellular matrix structural constituent.